Molecule: messenger RNA, 1155 nt
Organism: Tetrahymena thermophila SB210
Lineage: Eukaryota; Ciliophora; Oligohymenophorea; Hymenostomatida; Tetrahymenidae
Product: rab-GTPase-TBC domain protein
Exons: 3
Biological process (GO): activation of GTPase activity
Molecular function (GO): GTPase activator activity
Source: RefSeq, a predicted model, not a curated record
AUGUCCAUUUUCAAUAAGAUUAAGAGAGUUUUUUCAGAUAAAAGCGAAGAGGAAGAAAAGAAAAGCCACAGCGAUAUAGUUAAUAAGGUUAAUUUUACCUAGAUAUAUAACAAAAACGAAGAUUAUGUUCGCAUCGAAGAUAGCAAUAUUGAAGAAAGCAAUAAUGAAACAAGAAUUAAAAAAUUCUAGGAAAUUAUAAAUCAGAGAAUUAUCGAUUAUGAUAAGUUAAAGGCAUUAUCAUGGGAUGGAAUACCUUAAUGUGUUAGGGGAAAGGCUUGGAGAGUGCUCCUGAAAUAUCUUCCCACUAAUAAAGAUACUUAAGAAGCAGUAAUUGCAAGAAAAAGAAAAGACUACAAAGAUAUGGUAGCAACUUACUUAGAAAAUAUUAAUGAAAAUGAAAGGGAUACAAAUGAGUAAAAAGGGCUGGAUUAAGUUAUAAAAGAUGUUGAGAGAACAGUGCCAAAUUCAAAGUUAUUUCGUAAUAAUAAAAUCAAAGAAAUACUCAUUAGAAUUCUAUUCAUUUGGAAUGUUCGCCAUCCUGCUAGCGGAUAUGUUUAGGGCAUGAAUGAUGUUCUUUCUACCUUCAUUAUUGUUUUUGUUGGAGAGUAUUGUGUCUUAGAUUUAGAAACACUAGAUAUUCCUUCAAACUUCGAUAAAUUAACUGAUGAUUAGUUUUCGGAAAUAGAGGCAGAUUCUUAUUGGUGUUUAAGUAAAAUAUUGGAUGGAAUGCUUGAUAAUUAUACAAAUAAUUUUCCAGGAGUUAAAAAGUAAUUCGAAAAAGUAUAGCUCGUCUUAAAGAGGCUUGAUAACGAUUUGUUGGAGCAUAUCACCUCUAGACUUGAUAAUUUUUAUUAGGAAGUAUUUAAGUGUUCAAUAUGCUUACUUCUUCGUCAGUUCUCAAUUAAGGUAGGUUUAAGGUUAUUCGAUACUUAUGUCAGCGAUGACUCUUAAAUAUCCUAAUAUUUCAUUUAUUUAUACAGCGCUAUUAUUUUAAAAUGGUCUCUCAAAAUUAAAAAGCUAAAGCACGAAGAAGAUAUUAUUAACUUUUUUAAAGAACUUCCUACAACAUUGUGGAACGAAAGUGAUUUAAAAGUAAUUUUGGCAGAAGCAUAUGUUUAUAAAACUCUUUUUGAAACUGGCUAAAAGUAUAAUUGA